This is a messenger RNA of Teleopsis dalmanni, 1762 nucleotides long. It is a transcript of the gene Mipp1, whose product is annotated as multiple inositol polyphosphate phosphatase 1. The record is from RefSeq and is a predicted model, not a curated record. NCBI's taxonomy places the organism in Eukaryota, Metazoa, Arthropoda, Insecta, Diptera, Diopsidae. Gene Ontology annotation, molecular function: acid phosphatase activity; inositol phosphate phosphatase activity. The transcript has 8 exons. The coding region runs from base 27 to 1421 and encodes 464 amino acids.
UAUGCGUGCAAAAAUUAAUAGAAGUUAUGAAGUUAUUGCUGCUUACGACCUUACUAGCGGUUCUGCAAUCGCAAGUCCUUGGCGACGACUAUUGCUUUGGAAAAGACACAGAAAGACCGCAAACAAGGCAUUUCACUUCGAAGACAGCAUAUCAAAUUAUUAAAGGAACAAAUUUUGAUUCAUUUUAUGAUGUACCCGGCUGCACAGCAAAGAAAAUCUGGAUCUUGCAUAGACAUGGAACAAGAUUGCCUUCCAAAAGCACCAUUGAAAAGGCUCCCAGGCUAGAGGAGUUACGAGACUCAAUUGUGAAAAACUAUCGUGUUUUCAAAACGAAACCGGCUACUAAUGCGCUUUGUCAGGAAGAUUUGAUUGCAUUGCAAAUGUGGAAGUGGAAUACCAGUAUUACACCUGAUCAAGAGAACUACUUAACCAGUCAGGGCUACGAAGAUCUCAGAGGUACAUCAAAACUCUAUCAAAAAUAUUAUCCUGAAAUCUUAACCAAGCCAUACAAUAAAUCGGUGUAUUUGUUUCGUCAUACUGAUACACAAAGAACUACAGAAAGUUUCAAAGCUUUCACUGAAGGACUUUUUGGUGCUAACAACGGUGCUCAGGAAGAACAAGUGCAAGGUGAUGACUUACUAUUACGUCCUUAUGACUAUUGUGAAUCAUGGAAAGCACAUGAUUAUAGCAGUUCCACGUCAGAAACAGGCAAAUUCAGAAAUUCAACCAUAUGGAAUAAUACGCUCGAUGAAGUCUCUAAACGUUUGGGCUUCCAGUAUACAUUGGAAGCAAGUGAUGUUGACCUCAUGUAUGAUAUGUGCCGUUACGAACAGGCUUGGCAAGUUGAUCGCACCUCUGUUUGGUGUGCGGCUUUCACUCCUGAGCAGGUUACGAUUUUCGAGUAUGAGGACGAUUUGAAGUACUACUACAAAUUAGGCUACGGUUUUGAGGGUAACACACGUCUUAACUGCCGCGCUGUUAAGGAUAUGCUGAAUCAUUUAAAUACUGAUAGUCUACCAAAUGUUGUUGCCUAUUUCGGACAUUCUUCUGGCGUACAAACUCUAAUUACCGCUUUGGGUAUUAACAAAGACGACAUUAAGCUCACUGCUGCUAAUUACAAUGAAUUGUCCUACCGCCGUUGGAAGACAAGCAACAUUGAUCCUUUCGCUUCUAAUUUCGUUGCUGUUAAGUUUGACUGUCAAGCUGCUCCCAAGGAAAAAGUAAUAUUUUUCCUCAACCAAUACGCUGUUGACUUGAACUGGUGUAAAGUUGGUCUCUGCGACUGGGAUGAAGUUAUGAAGCGCUAUAAGACAUUCUAUGAAGCCGAUUGCGCCGAUUAUUAUUGUGACAGUGCUGUUGGUGUGGGCGUGUCAUUGAUUUCGGUACUGUUCGCUGCCAUUGUUUACUUAAUUAAUUUUUAAAUUAAUCUGUAAUUAAAUGUAAAAAAAACAUACUUUAAACGCUAGUUCAAUUUUACUUUUUUCCAGUCUUUUAACGAAAUCAACUGUAAAAACUAAACGAUAUCACGUACAAAUUUAAGCCAAAAUAUAUCACAUUUAAAUAGUUUUUUUAUGAUAUUUUUUUUAAAACAGUUUUUUUAAACUUAAUGAAUUGCAGUCAGACAUUGUUUUAGUGAAAUAUACAAAUUCCAAUUCAUUCAAACCAAUGAAACGCACAAAUUGUAUUAAUUUUUUUAAGGUACGAAUUAUACAAAAAUAUUUAUUUAAUUUUAUCGCUACGACAACAAAUUGUUUGAAAUAAA